UGGCCUUGGCGGUAAGAUCGGAAAGGCUACCAGCACAAGAGGCGGCUGUUAGCGAUGCAACAGACUUGUUCUGGGAUGUCCCCUUCUAGGCCCGGGGGGACCCAUUGGACCUGGAUAAGCCCCGCCUAGGAUUUUGCCGACCACUCGCACUUCCACCAGUUGCCCUGGAUUCUACCUCUAGCAAACAUAAAAACGUAAAAGACCAGGAACGCAAGGUACAGAAUCAAGAAGCCAGUCUACGGCUCUUCACGAACCCCUCAUUUGCCUAGUAUUCUAGGCUGUCGGCGAAGCAAUCCACUUGCUUCCAGACGGCACACGCCUCAGUCGACAGGCCUUCUCUCCCUUCCCCCUUGGACGGACUCAACGGCCCAGCGGCAACUGUAUCUAACAAUGGCCUCUAAAGCGAUGUGGGAAGUAGAUCCCGAGACAAGGUCUAAGCUCGUCGCAAUACAGAAGGAAUCGAAGAACAGCAUCUGCUGCGACUGCGGCGCACCGAGUCCACAAUGGGCAUCCCCGAAAUUCGGCAUUUUCAUCUGCCUCUCGUGCGCUGGCGUCCAUCGCGGCCUGGGGGUGCACAUCUCGUUCGUGCGGUCCAUCUCCAUGGACGCCUUCAAAGCGGCUGAACUCGAGCGUAUGCGGCUGGGCGGCAACGAGAACUGGCAAUCGUUCUUUGAGAACCAUCCCGAUAUCAAAAUGCGCGGCCUGAGCUGGGACGACGCAACCAUCGCGGAGCGCUACAGCGGCGAGGCCGGGGAGGAAUGGAAAGAGCGGCUAAGCGCCCAGGUGGAGGGCCGCGAAUACGUGCCUGGCGCCGAGAAGAGUCCCGUCUCCACCAGCCCGUCACCAGGGCCUUACUACACUGCGCCGACCCGGAGCGGGCCGAGAUCGAACCCGUCCUUGGAGGACAGCAGGACGUCCAGCCCGGUCCCAGGCAAGAUCAAGGUAGACGAUAAAUUCUUCAAUAAACUUGGCGCAGAGAAUGCCAACAGGCCCGACUAUUUGCCGCCCAAUCAAGGCGGCAAGUUUACCGGCUUUGGUAAUACGCCAGUGCCGCAGAAGAAGGAGGACCAGGCGCUCCCCGGCCUCGACGAACUUCAGAAGGACCCCGUAGCUGCUCUGAGUAAGGGGUUCGGAUGGUUCACAUCUACGGUGACUAAGACGGCCAAGACGGUUAACGAUGGCUUUAUCCAACCGACGGCCAAGCAGAUAUCCGACUCUGAAUUUGCAGCCCAAGCUCGGACAGCAGCAGGCCAAGUGGCCAAGACGGCGCAAGCAGGAGCCAAGAGCGCACAGGAAGGCAUCUCUCGGUUUGUCGAGGGCCCUUCAGCGGGCGGCUACAGACAAGUUCCAUUGGACGAGAGCAAGAGGUCGUUCUGGGACGAGUUCGCCAGCAAGGCAGACCAGCGGAAGGUGGGCAGCAGCUCAAUAGGCACGUCGGCCAUGGGAAAGGGGGCCACGGGCGGCCCAGGUCCUUCAAAAACCACCAAGGACGAGUGGGAUGACUGGUGAAGGACUGAGAGGUCAACAUUGUGGUGUAGUUGUUAGGAACAGGGGUUGAAGAGAGGGCAAGGGGUGUGGUCUCUGGCGGGUGUCACAUGCGCGCGCUCUAUUGGCCGUCUGGGCAGAUUCUAGUGCAGAGAUGGAGAGACGAUGAGCUGCAGAACAGUGCAAAGCGAGGUCUGGAUCGGGUAUCAGUGUUGGUAGGUAGGAUAAUAUAGACGAGGCGAUGCGCUAUCUAAUUUAGCCCUUACUUCUAAAUAAAAAAAAUUCAUUUAUAUAAGAUGUA
This is a messenger RNA of Lasiosphaeria miniovina, 1786 nucleotides long. RefSeq lists its product as uncharacterized. Lineage: Eukaryota; Fungi; Ascomycota; Sordariomycetes; Sordariales; Lasiosphaeriaceae. The coding region runs from base 391 to 1509 and encodes 372 amino acids. The record is from RefSeq and is a predicted model, not a curated record. Gene Ontology annotation, cellular component: Golgi membrane. The transcript has 3 exons. Gene Ontology annotation, biological process: regulation of ARF protein signal transduction; regulation of endocytosis. Gene Ontology annotation, molecular function: GTPase activator activity.